This is a messenger RNA of Meyerozyma guilliermondii ATCC 6260, 1863 nucleotides long. RefSeq names its product TFIIH/NER complex subunit. Gene Ontology annotation, cellular component: transcription factor TFIIH core complex; transcription factor TFIIH holo complex. The record is from RefSeq and is a predicted model, not a curated record. Lineage: Eukaryota; Fungi; Ascomycota; Pichiomycetes; Serinales; Debaryomycetaceae. The transcript has a single exon. Gene Ontology annotation, biological process: transcription by RNA polymerase II; transcription by RNA polymerase I; nucleotide-excision repair. Bases 1 to 1863 code for a protein of 620 amino acids.
AUGUCGGUUUCUGGAGCCUGUGUGGUGGCCAAGGUGUCAGGAAUGGUUCAUGUUCGAGAAGAUACCACUCCUCUGGAACUCGAAUGGAACGCCAUCGAUCAACUGAAGAACAUCAAGAUUCCCUUAUCAUCAAUAGUAAAAUUACAAGCGUCGCCAGAAACCAGUCCAAAGAUGAUCCUCAAACUAGUUUAUACUGAUACAGAAGGCUCAGAGCAGUCUUUAGUCCUCAGAUUCACCAAUAGACCCACGAUGAACAACAUCAAAGAAGCACUUCUGACAAUUGUGGCUCGUCAAAGAACAUAUACAACCCCAGAGCCGUCAGCAUCGAACACUCCAGCUCCCGACGGCACGACAGCCAGUGCUGCUCUGUCCGGUUCUGGUAAUUCUAGCAAGACAGUAGACCAAAUCAUUGACGUUAACGAUCCUAAUGCAUUGCUGAACGCUAGUCUCUUGAAAAACCACCAACUUCAGCAAAAGAUCUUACUCGAGGACAAGAAUCUACGAAAUAUUUUCACACAAGCAGUGAUGAAGUUCAAGCUAUCCCCCAGCGUUUUCUGGCUGAGCCGGUUGAACCAGUUGCGAACGUAUGCAUUGACAUUCACACAGCAUCGAGGUCCCUAUAAUGUUCUUUCGACGAUUCGCCCCGUUGCGACAUCCGAUAACAAGGUCAAUGUUAACGUUACAAGGGAUACAAUCAACGAAAUAUUUGACACUUACCCAAUUGUCAAAAAGGCAUUCAAGGAUUUGGUUCCUGAUAAAUUGAGCGAGGGUGAGUUUUGGUCCCGUUUUUUCAAUUCCAAGUUGUUUCGCCGUCUUCGAGGCGACAAGAUCAAUAACACAAAUGAGCGUGGUGAUGCUGUGUUGGACAAGUACAUGUACAUAGACCUGGACUAUCAAGAUGAUGGUACCAAGCGCCAGAAACUCGAGGCCAAUGUCAGCAAGUUUUUGGAUUUGGAGGGCAAUGAGCAGGACAAUGCUCUGAAGUUGGGAAACAGACCUGACUUUACCAUGCGCUACGGCACGGAAGAAACACAGGUGGAAGAACAACAGGGCAACGAAAACGAAAUGAUGAUUUUGAUCAAAAAUAUGAACAAGCUCUCUUCGAAAAUGGUCAAUUUCAAUCCUGAAGACGAAUUGAGCCACACAUCCAAACAGGACGAGUUGUCAACGGAUGAACAAAAAGAGUAUGAAGAAGAGCUCAAUUUGCAUGAUUUGAACGAAACCGAAGAACUACAAUACAUCAAGUUAUCACUAUCUACUGAGCGAGACCCGGAUAAGCAUAUCGAAGUCAAGUCGAGUUUGGUUUCACCAAAAGAUUUGUCGUCCUUUUUCAGUGGUAACGAGUUUCUGGAAGGAGUCAACCUAACGGAAACAUACAUCACCAAAAAAGAAGAAAUACAGAAAACUGCCAGCGAAGUUUCAGCUUUGAUCAAACAUAACUUUCGGGCUUCUCGUGCCAUGAGUGCUCAAUCUAGAGAAAGUGAGGGCGAAAAGCUUCUUUCUGAUUCAAGAAUACAAGAAGUCAUUACUUUAAAUAUCACAGCCAUGGAAUUCUUGCUGCACUUUUGGAAACUCUUUUUGGAUGGAAAUAAUCCAAAUCAGUUGAAAAAAAUCUUCCAAAGUCUUCGUGUGUGUAAGUCUUCAGUCAACGACUUGCAGCUGAGCUUCACUGAAGAAUUGAUGAAACACAGACUAAUAGAACCAAACUCCAAGCUAAAAGAAAAGGUUGCAAAAGACCUAGAAGGGUGUUUCCAACCAUUGCACUUGACCAUAGACAAAGCUUGCGACACGUACAUGAAGGCCUUGGAGGAAGCGCAAAAUCAAGAAAAGAACUCUGAGGGAAAGCGACCUUUAGAGGUCUAA